GUUUGAAACUGAAAAAAUUAUUAGUUCUAUAUUGUAUUGUCAUGUAUAAAAUAGAUGGAUGUAAAACUAGGCCUACUAACUUAGUGAAUUAAAAAUAUUACUUUCUAAAUUACUUUUACUUCCGCUUUUCGACGUUUGUAGCAACGGGAGGCGCCAAUAUUUAUUCCUAAAAGUAGAGCUUAUUACUUAUUACUUAUUACAGUUUUAAAGACAUUCACAGAACUAAAAUGAUUUACUCUAAACUUACGGCAGCAGAAAAUGUUGGGAUAUUUUUGACCGAAAAUGAAACAGUGAAUCAGGAGUUUGAAUUCGUUAGGUCUGAAUGUUCAAUUGAAAGCAACGACAAAUUCGUGGUACGGGACCGAAACUUCAAUCGCCAAUACGCUCAUUUGUAUGCAGAGAGGCUGAUGACAAUGAGGAGUCGCCUAUCAGAGGCGGCAGUAAAAAAAUGGGGUAAAUGCUGUGCUAAUUUGUUUUUAAAAAAUCACAAUAUAGAUGGAGUAAUUUAAUUAUUGGUGAAAUGAGUACAGUAGGCAGGCAAAUUAUUAAUUAGCUGAAAUUUGGUGGGGUGUUGUAGUUGUAGUUUCAUGGUAGUGUUGCAACUUAUUAUUAAUAUUAUUAAUUUUAAUUUAUUUAAAAAAACAUUACUACACCAGUUGAGUAUAGUAUAACCAGUGAUUCUCACACCAUUAAAAUCAAGGAGUAAGCCUAACAAACAAAAAUUAAAAUAUAUCAAACACAAUUUUGAUUUUUUUUUUUUAGUCAUUUGAUUGAUUUAAUUUGAGUCAUUUAUGAUUAUUUUAUGAGUCAUUUACUUAGGAUUGGGGGGGGGGGGGUCCCUGACUCCAAUGUCUCUAAUAUCUCCAAUGUCUCCAAUGUCUCUAAUAUCUCCAAUGUCUCCAAUAUCUCCAAUAUCUCCAAGUUCCCUGAGAUUUGAGACAGUAUUGAUCUGCUUUUUAUUAGAUCUAAACAGAGGUUCAGAUGCAACUUAUGACUAUGUGCAUUCAUUUUGUAAAAUAUAAACAGGUACAACAUCAUUUACGGGAGUACAAAAAUAUUCAAAACCAGGUUCAAAUUAUGGGACAAUUAAAUUACUUUGCAGCUUCUACUUCUAGGUUGUGUUAAGUUGUUUGUCUAAAAGGACUUGAUGUUUUCCAUAUUAAAAGGAAAAUUUAAAUAAAAGCUUGUAAAUUGAGAUGUACCAACAAUGACAAUUUUUGAAACUUGGAAUUCUUGGAUUUAUUUUCAUUUCCAGGCAAAGGCAUUCCUCAACGUAAAUUACAUGGUCUUAACAGUGAUGAGCGCUGUAUAGUCAUAGGUACUUUGUUCAAACACAUGGAGUUGCAACCAAGUAUCUUGAAAGAAGUCAGCGAAGAGGUACAAAUAAUACAGUUAUUUAAUUUAUUUUUCUGGCUUUAUAUUAAGUAAAUCAAGUGAUAGUCAGUUUUUGACUAUUUUUUUAUUUGUUUUUAAAAUUAUUAUGCAAUCCUUUUAACCCAGAUUUCAAAUUAUUACCUUGAUAUCAGUCUAGGUAUCAAGGGAGUUAAGUCCAUACAAUUUUUUUGUAUAAAAUCACUUUAUUUCUUUGGGUGACAGUGAAUCAAAAUUUGUAGAAUGAACUGUGUAUAUCUAUAAGAGAAUGAACUGUAUAUGUCUAUAAGAGAAUGAACCUUGUAACAGUUUAUGUCUAUAAGAGAAUGAACCGUGUAUGUCUAUAAGAGAAUGAACCAUGUAUGUCCAUAAGAGAAUGAACCGUGUAUGUCUAUAAGAGAAUGAACCUUGUAACCGUGUAUGUCUAUAAAAGAAUGAACCGUGUAUGUCUAUAAGAGAAUGAACCAUGUAACUGUGUAUGUCUAUAAGUUUUCAUGCAUAAUUCUUUUUAUGAAGGGUAAAUAAGCAUAAGCAUUUAAAUUCUCACAACUAAUUUAUUGUCCUGACAGUAGCCCAUGUCGGGAUUUUGUAUUAAACCCAAUAUCAACUUAUUGAAAUCUGAAGCUAAAUCUAUUAAUAAAAAAUGACCAUUCCAGACUAUAUCAAAGACUCAUUGUUGUAAACAUCAAAUUUAUGUUGAUUACUUGAUUGCCUUCCUGAAUACAGUAUAUUGGUUAGUUUUUCACUUAUAUGAUUUAACUACUUGCUAUAUCAACCAAUGUAGCCACUCUUUCAGCCUCAUCUGCAUUGUUUCACCGGCCCUCCAUCUAUGAGAUUUAUAUUAGGACCAUAUCAUGGACAUAAAUAUGUUUUUAAAUGCAAAAAUGGCUUUGUAAAAAUGGUAAUUAAAUAAUGGUAAGUAAUAUUAUUUUUCUGCCUUGAUCCUGUGAUGUUGAUUUUUUUUUCCCUAAGAAAUGAAAACCAUUAUGUGCUGUUAUUUUUACACUUUCAUCAAUUCUUCCUUUAAAAAAAAACAAAAAAACAGCACAAUUUAAUGCCUCAGCCUAUUAAGAGUCGCUACACCGAUUCUAAGGACAAACUGAUUAUCGAGGAUGAGUUGCAGCGCAUCAUUUUGGUUGGACAACUAAAAUGUCAGUCUUCAGUAACAGGUAACAUUCAAGUUGCUUUACAAUAUCUACAAUUCUUUAAACCUUUUUUAAUAGGGAUUUUUAAUAGAGUAUUCUAUUAAUUCUGACAGGAUAUGACUUUAUGUAGCAAAUUAUUCAAAUUAAACAGUAAAAAUGAUGAAGUAUUUUAAUUAACUAUUUAAAGUAAAGUACCUGUGUGUUACCAUUCAAAGAGAGGUCCGCUGGGACGAGCAUAUUAACAAUGUAUGUAACCAAGCAAACAAGACCCUAGGGUUCUCAAGGCGAAAUCUAAAGAUUGGCAACUCCUGUGUGAAAGAAAGAGCAUAUUAAGCCUUUGUCCGUCCUAUUUUAGAUUAUGCAUCUUCAGUCUGGGACCCAUUUACCCAGAAGAGCAUUGACAGGUUGGAGACAGUCCAGCGACGAGCAGCACGCUUUGUCCUAAACCGCUACUGGAAUACCUCUAGUGUUAGCAGCAUGCUGGAAACACUAGGCUGGUCACCAUUGGAGAAACGACGAAGAUAAUCCAAGCUCUCCAUGAUGUACAAGAUAAAUAAUGGGCUGGUCCACUGUUCCAGUAUUAAACAGAAACUCGUCCCUCUCCCCCAUAGACAGCGACGAGGCCAUGACAGGCAAUUCAGGCUCAUACCAGCAAGAAGCCAAGAAGCCAGUAUAGGAGCUGCUCAUUCCUGCCCAAGACAAUCAGGGACUGGAACAAUCUUUCAAAAGGAACGGUUGAGGCGACAACACUAGACACAUUUGUGUCUAUUGCCUCAAGCCUUCAAACCCUUAGUGCAUGAUUCCCUCACAAAGUGGCACAGGAAAUCAGUGAAAUUUCCUCAUCAACACCAGGAACAGAAACAUUGCAAAUCCCAUCUACAUGCAUAGGAGCCAAAAUGAUCAAUAAAUUGAUCGUGGGCACUUAAGAUAUAGAAGAAGAAGAGCUAAGAUUCCUAAAUAUGACAGGUAUCAGUUUGGACAUAGAAAUAUAGAUUUUAAGAUUAACUUGAAAGAUAUCAGGAUGUUAAAAAAUUUAUAAUCAACGUAUCUUCUAAAAAAAUCUAUGACAAUAAAUUCAAUGAGGAAUAAAUAAUGAGGUAAACACCUUACUAUAAAUCCAUCACAUGGUUUUAACUUCAAAUAUGCAAUCUUACAUGACCAGAGAUGAACCUCAGCUCAUGAGGUUGUCCAAAUUAGUGCAAUCUUACAUGACCAGAGAUGAACCUGAGCUCAUGGGGUUGAUCAAACUUGUUGUCUGCAUAAAAUAUGCAUGUAACCACAGGUUGUCUACAUAAAUUAUGCAUGUAACCGCUGGUUGUCUGUAUAAAUUAUGCAUGUAACCGCUGGUUGUCUGUAUAAAAUAUGCAUGUAACCGCUGGUUGUCUGUAUAAAAUAUGCAUGUAACCGCUGUGGGCGCACUGCUGAUAUUCUGACUGGAUCAGAUCAGAUUGUGAAACAAAAUAAUUUGUUUAUCUUUAGGUCCUAACAUGAAGGAAAAGAGUUCACCUUAAUCGAGCUGAUCUUAGAUAUCUGUGAUGAAAAGGUUGGGAUGUGUCCUCCAAAGUUGUUUUCGUUUACAACAGCAUUUUUCUUCCAAUAGUUCUUCAAGCGAAGGUUGAUUAGUUUGUGUGAUAUUCCUAGCUUUCUUGAUUGGUAGACUUCAUCAGUGUUGGAUGUUAAACAAGGAAUUCCCACAAUAGUGUAACAAGUAAUACUCAAAGUUCAGUUGGCUUCCUAUUGUUGCACUGUAGAAUAAGUUAAUAAUUUGUUUAUUUACGCUGAAAGUGAAAGUCUUUGGUUGACUUUUUAGAAUUUGGCCAUGUUCAUGUUAUGUUAGCUUAUUAUUAAUGGCGACACCUACAUACUUAUAAGUCUCUAUUUGCUCUAUACUGUUUUUUUUUUAUUGUGAGAGCUGCAACAGGGUGAUUCCAUCGAAAUCAACAAUUUCUUUUGUUGUUUGAGACAUUCAACUAAAAAACUAAUGUAAGCUCUAGGGGUGGGAGUGUAUUUUGGAGAUUUUGUGUACUGGUCCCUUGGGUGUGGGGGUGUGUGGCAGAAAGUACAUACAUUUAAUAAUUAUCCUGAAAUUCUGACACUAUCUAAUAUAUCUGCCAACUGUCAACUAAAAAUCUCUGUAAUCCUUUAUAUUUCAUUAAAAAACAUAUUUUAAAAAGUUGUUCUCUUUAACUUUAAAUGACCUCAGUGUUUCGUAUUUACCGUCACACGGUUGCUUUGUAUUUACACUCGCUAUAUAUCACUAGAGUUUGCCGAGUCACACGGUUGCUUUGUAUUUACACUCGCUAUAUAUCACUAGAGUUUGCCUAGUCACACGGUUGCUUUGUAUUUACACUCGCUAUAUAUCACUAGAGUUAGCCUAGUCACAAUUUUUUGUCCAUUGUACAUGAUUCUGUGCCUGUGUUGUAUUUAUUUCGUUUGGCUAAACUAAACAGAUGCACUGGACGACGACAACACACAUUUGAAUGUGCAGUAUUUCACAACUUUUUAUUAGCCCAUGCCCCCAUGCCCCAACUGAUCACACAAAAUGUUUAUUGCCUCCACCCCUUUUGAAACAAAUAUAUUUCCUAUAUCCCAGAAUUGGGGGGGGGGGGGGGGGUCUGGCCCGGGUGUCACUUUUUUCUUUAUAUGGAGGGGCAGAUUUUUUUCAAUCAACUGCAUGGUUUUUGUGACAGUCAAUGGCUAAAAGAUUGACCUGCAGGAGGACGGGGUAGUACGAAGCCCAGUCAUGCCAAAGCUCUGGGAUACCGGGAUAGGAAAGGAAUUUGAGAGGGGGUAUGCCCAAAAAGGACGAUGCAUCAAGAAAACCACUGGAAAAAUUUUAUUAACCCAGUUUAUGUCAAUUUUGUUAUCUUGGAAACAAUUGUCUCACUUCUGAAAAUUGCAUUUUUUAAAAUGACAUCUGACCAGGUGUCAUUGCAGCAGUUUUAGGAAUGGAACCGGACGAUCAAAAAGGAAAGUUUUACGUUGAAGACUACUGCUUCCAGGAACUGCCGAGCCAGAUGCCCAGACCAAUGAUAGAUGAAGAGAAGUAAUAAAUGUUUUCACUGGAAAUGUUGCACUCUUAUAAAAUCUCCUAAGUAUAUUUACCCGUACUUUCUAAAUAAAACUAGGUUAAGUUCAAGGUCAUUUGUGUCCUAAAUACAAACACUGAGCAUUAAACAUGAGCCACUUAGCUUUCUUUUUAAAAAAGGUGGAACAAAAACAGCAACUAAAAUCUACUGCUCCUGUUUGUUUGUGUUCUGCUGGUGUUUGUGUUCUGCUGGUGUUUGGUUAAAUAAUUAUGUCUUAAAUAUGAACCACUUAACUUUCUUUAGUGUCCUAAACACAAACACUGAGCAUUAAAAUAUGAACCACCACUUAACUUUCUUUUUUUUUUGUUCCGGUCUGUGUCUCCCUUUCAUCCAUAAUUAUCAUUAUCUUUCUCAGCAUUUGUUCCGGUCUGUGUCUCCCUUUCAUAAAUAACCACUGGUCUUAUAAAAAGUUUCCAUUUCACUUAAAAAUUAUGAUUUAGGCGGAAGAUUAUAAACAUAGGUGAUAUUGUGAGGCAAUAGAGCACAACAGUGAUGUCAUUGUCCAUUUGUAUCUUGUUCUUAGUGUAAUACUUUUAAAAUAAUUUUAAAAAAUUAUGUAUCUCAUUCCACAGAUUUAUUCUGUUUGUAAGUAGUUUUGAGUUUGGAGGUCAGGAGGAAAGGUCUUUUCAAAUGCAAAUGUUAGCUGACCUCGUUAGUGGACAACUUGGAGAUCCUGACCAGUUAAAGGCAUCCUCUGCUAUAUGUCAUGUGAUCAUUGCUGGCAACUGUCUCAGUCGAUCGACACAAGACAGAGAUUCUUUAAGUAAAGUAUGUUUAAAGACCAUCAUGAAAAGAUUUCUUAAUUCUCUAAUAAUUACAUAUAAACUCUUUAUGCAUGUAAAUACUUUGCGAACCGGUACAUUUUGAUGAAUUUGUAUGAAUUAAUAGACUGCACUUUAAUGAUGUUGAAAGUGGAAGGGUAUUUGGUGGCUUUUGUUUCAACAGUACAAUGUUGACAAAGUGCAAUAUUGACACAGUACAAUAUUGAUGUUAUACAAUUCUAACUUACAGAUGGCUAUUUGUUAUCUAUCCACUCUUGGCCAUAGUUUAUUAUCCAAAAAGUACAGGAAAUAGUAAUCCUUAAAAGAAAAAUGCCAGAAGAUGACUUUUAUGGUCUCCAUUGGUUUACCAAUGAACAGUUUUUACUUGAAGAAAAAUGGGCAACUUGGCAUAGCAUUUUGCUUCAUUUUACUGAUUUUACUGUUCUUAAGUUAACUUUUUUUUAAAAUCUCUCUAAACCUUGAAUUGGCUACUUAAUUUUAUUUUUGUUUACAAACAGGCAAAAUAUUUAUCCAAAAAGUCAUCCGCUGGAAGUGUAGAUGCCAUCCGAUCUCUGGAUAGUUUUCUUAUGGAACUUGUGGUAAGUCACUGUGCCGUCCUAUCUCUGGAUAGUUUUCUUAUGGAACUUGUGGUAAGUCACUGUGCCGUCCUAUCUCUGGAUAGUUUUCUUAUGGAACUUGUGGUAAGUCACUGUGCUGUCCUAUCUCUGGAUAGUUUUCUUAUGGAACUUGUGGUAAGUCACUGUGCCGUCCUAUCUCUGGAUAGUUUACAAAAGGUUCAAAACUCAGCCGCUAGGCUAAUCCUAAAGGCAAGAAAACGUGAUCACGUCACACCACUACUUCAUUCACUUCAUUGGCUCCCUAUACAAGCACCUAUUGACUACAAACUCUCUGUUCUCUGCCACAACUUUUUCUCGAAUUCCUCCCCUUCCUAUCUAAUUGAACUUCUCUCUGUCUAUUCACCCUUUUGACAGUGUCACUUCUCCGCAGACGCGCAUAUUCUUUCUGUCCCCAAGACUCGCACAAAAGCAUACGGUGAGCGAUCAUUCUCUUUCUGUGCACCCAAACAAUGGAAUUCUCUUCCAUUACACAUCCGCAAUAUACCGACCAUCACAACCUUCAAAACUGCACUCAAAACACAUCUAUUUAAUCUCUACUAUCCUGACUGACUCCCACCUCUGACCCUAAAAUGAUGCUGCUGGGUGUCGUCCACGGCUUGACAUGUCAAUAGUUUUAUAUAUGCAUUUGUUUUGUUUUAUUUAAUUAAUGUAUGUCAAUUAAUUAUUUCAGAUUUUUAUUAUGUUUGUUAAAUUGUAUGUACAGCGUGGUGAGCCCAGCCCUAGGCUGGGGUACCACGCUAUAUAAAACCAUGUAUAAUAAUAAUAAUAGUUUAGACAAGUGUUGAUGUCACAGUGGUGCCUUAAUUUGUUUUUUCAGACAAGUGUUGAUGUCACAGUGGUGCCUUAAUUUGUUUUUUCAGACAAGUGUUGAUGUCACAGUGGUGCCUUAAUUUGUUUUUUCAGACAAGUGUUGAUGUCACAGUGAUGCCAGGUGAAUACGACCCUUCAAAUUUCACACUACCACAGCAACCACUUCACCCCUGCAUGUUGCCUCAGUCAUCACGAUACAACACGCUCCAUUGUCAAACUAAUCCCUGUGAGCUCACUGUAGAAGGGAUAAGGUCAGUGCUGGCUUUAGGCGCGGUCACGCCCUAAGGCUAUGUAAAACGUAGAGGUUUCUCGUUACAAAAUUUAUAUGGAAGCUAUCACAAAAAUUGAAAGCAUUGUAAAAAGUAUGCUUUUUUCAUUAUUUAAAAGUGAAAGAGAACUAGAAUAUUUAAACUGAAAACUGUAAUAAAAUUUUUUAAUAUACAUUUGUUAGGCCAGUGGUUCUCAACCUGCCUAAUGUUGUGACCCCAGACCUGUUUACUCUUACGAUUUUGGCGUACAAUGUAUGAUUUUGAGGUGUAAACAUUAUAUAUACUGUAUGUUUAUUUUUUACUAUAAUUAUAAGGUACUGAACAAUUAUGUGAUGAUAUUGUACGAUUUUAAGAGUUUGAGAGUAAAUAGGUCUGUGACCCUCUAAUACAGUUCCUCAUGUUGUGGUGACCCCAACAAUAAAAUUAUUUUGUUGCUAAAUGCUCCUUCAUAAAUAUGUUUUCCGAUGGUCUUAGGCGACCCCUGUGUAAGGGUAGUUUGACCACAAAAGUGGUCGCGACCCACAGGUUGAGAACUGCUGCAUUAGGCAAUUAUACAUUUAUCAUUGGUUACCCUAACCUAAAUUCUGGAGUAUAAAUGUUAAGGCCCUAGUCUGUAUUAUUUUAGCCUAUAUGAACACUGCAUAUAGCUCAGAGAGUAAAAAACUCCCUCUAUAGGCGUAUACAAGACAACAAGAUCAACAAUAAACAACCCCAGACCAACACACCACCAUCUUCCCUCUAUAGACGUAUACAUGACAACAAGACCAACAACCCCAGACCAACACACCACCAUCUUCCCUCUAUAGACGUAUACAUGACAACAAGAUCAACAACCCCAGACCAACACACCACCAUCUUCCCUCUAUAGACGUAUACAUGACAACAAGACCAACACACCACCAUCUUCCCUCUAUAGAUGUAAACAUGACAACAAGACCAACACACCACCAUCUUCCCCUCAUUUUAGUGGGUCCCCUCAAAUUUCAAUAAUUAUAUUUUAAUUAGUUUUUAUAUAGUGCAGAGUUUACAAUUUAUAGUAAUCAUUUAUUACAAUUGUUUUUGCUAUAUUUAAGACAUUUAACGAUUGUAAAAUUAAUUAAUUUCUUUGAAAAUCCUAUAGGAUUCUGGGAUCAUCAGGACAACCUAUAGAUGACAUUUUACGCUACAGUGAAAUUGAUAGUUCACUAGAAGCUUUAGAAAACACCCUUGUUUGGGGCCAUCUGGCUCCCACAGCCCCUGAUACAUUAGGUCAGUUUUGUUGAUAUUUCACUAGAAGCUUUAGAGAACACCCUUGUUUGGGGACAUUUGGCUCCCACAGCCCCUGAUACAUUAGGUCAGUUUUAUUUAAAGUUAUUUAUUAUUUCUGACAAAUUUCAAGAUGUCAUAUGAGAAGGAGCAGUACUGUACUCCAAAUUUUAGGGGAAACUACCAAAUUGUUCUAUUCAUCAGAAGGCCAUCCUGGGAGACAUUGUUUAAUUGGCUAUGCCACUUUACCGAGAUAUUUUAAUAAAAGAAAAACAUGCUUAAGAUAAUUUUUUUCUUUGCAAUUUAUGCUAGCUUAUCAAUGAAUUUUUUUACUGUAAAAUUGCUUCUUUGAUCUAGCUUUUACUUACUCCAGUUUUUCUAACUAUUAUUUUGACAAUUUUUGUAUUGUUCCACUUUGAAUGGGUCCUAUUGUUAAGUUCAUGUUGUAUUAUUUCCUGUGUCCUUUUCAUUAAAUAUUGCCGCCCACCAAUGCCUGAUUUAUCACAAAUAAGUUUAUUUGUGCUUCAGUUUACUAAGAAAUGUAUUUUAAGUCAGACAAGAGAUAGACAAAUAUCACAAUAGUUUAGUGGGUUUUUUUUUUCCAUUUCAAUUUCACUUUGUGCAUUGACAAUUGAUAAAUAAUGCUUUACAUCAUUUAGUGGUACAGCUAUUAACAAAAUUUUUAUACUAAUUUAGUAUUAAGUGUAAGGACAUGCAUAAGGUUUUCUCACUAUCAAAGUGGCCAGUGAAGCAUUUCGGGGUAAGCCAACCUUGGUCUAAGUGAGCUUGAGAUGGUAGUACCGAUCUGUUUGAGGGUGGGAGAGUUAGGUACAGGAUGUGGUUGAAUGGGUAAGAGCAAAGGGAAAGUGGAGGUGCUUUGCUGCUCAAACAGGUAAUCUUAAUCAAUGUAACAAUAAGAUUAGAUCGAUACUAAAUUAAUGGUUUAUACAAAUCCUUAUAAUUGCAGGUUGCUAUCCCUUUGUGAAAGAUGACCCUUUUAUAGUAUCAGAAUGCCCACAUAUUUAUUUUGCUGGCUGUCAGAAAGAGUUCAGCAGAAAAGUUUACAAAGGUAUAUAUAAUUAAUAUAAGUUAGAAAGCUGUUCGCAAGAUUUUUUUUUAAAAAAACGUAUAUUUUUUAAAAUAAUUUUUUUUGCACCAUUGUUCGGUAAUAUGUCCGCAGCCUGAGUUGAAUAGGCACCAUAUAAUAUCAUAGAUAUGUUUUAUUUACACAGGGCCUUCCCAUCAGGAAGUUCUUUUGCUCACCAUCCCAAAGUUUUGUCAAACUGGAGAAGCUGUUCUAGUAAGUCUCAAGACUUUAGAAGCUCAACCUAUCAGUUUCCAUGGUCACUUCCCCAUCCCUGAUGAACAGAUGGAUACAGGAUUGGACAAGUGAUGAACAGAUGGAUACAGGAUUUGGACAAAUGAUGAACGUAUGGAUAUAGGAUUGAACAAGUGAUCCUAUAAUUGUUUGUAAUGCAAUGUCUUGUGGCCCAUUUAUGUAACUAAUAAAGAUUAUAAAUAUAAAUGUUACUUACUUUCCCUUAUGUUAUGUUACUUUCAUUUAACUGAGGUACAUAUGCUGUUUCUGAGGUACAUAUGCUGUUUCUGAGGUACAUAUGCUGUUUCUGGGGUACAUAUGCUGUUUUUAAUUUUGGAAAUAAUAUUUACUUUUUUAAAAAUACAUAGCUGUUACAUGGAUUUAGAGUGAAG
Lymnaea stagnalis (great pond snail) is the source of this 11038-nucleotide messenger RNA. Lineage: Eukaryota; Metazoa; Mollusca; Gastropoda; Lymnaeidae. The record is from the annotation of a GenBank genome assembly.